Annulohypoxylon truncatum is the source of this 1430-nucleotide messenger RNA. RefSeq lists its product as uncharacterized. The record is from RefSeq and is a predicted model, not a curated record. The transcript is spliced from 2 exons. Lineage: Eukaryota; Fungi; Ascomycota; Sordariomycetes; Xylariales; Hypoxylaceae. The coding region runs from base 108 to 1214 and encodes 368 amino acids. Gene Ontology annotation, biological process: retrograde vesicle-mediated transport, Golgi to endoplasmic reticulum.
AUUCGACACAGCUGUCCUUCUGUACAUUUGGUACAACGCACCCAAACUUACACUCGCAUCUUGAUUGCACAAUAUUCAUCUACGAAGGUCUCUAUUUUGCCUGGACCAUGACGGAAGAUCCUGUAUCAGCUGAAGACGCCGCUGCUGCGCGUGCUGCAUCGCAAGCUUCUCUACGCAAGAAGCGCCGCGAGGCUAAGAUCAAGCUUGGCGGAGCCGACCGGCUGAACAAGAUUACGGGGCUCGGAGGAGGCAUACAACGAGACCCUAUACCCCAGUUCUCGCCGGAAACUAGCACGGCGCCGGAGCAGACAACUGCGGCUUCACCUUCACCGGCUGCUGACGCGACGUCCGCCCCGGCUCCAGAGCAACAGCAACAUGGCGACCCGGAGGAAGUCGACAUCUCGGAGCACUUCUACAAGCCGCCUACAACCAACCGCCAGCAGACUCCCAGCGACGUGCCCGACGACAUUUCCGACGCUCAGCUGCGCCAGCUCCUGCUCGGCCGCAUGGGUGGUGGUGGUAUGGGAGGCACGCCGCCGCCCGGCGCAAACCCGUUCAUGAACAGCCACAGCCCCAGCCCCAUGCCCGGCAUGGAAGGCAUGGAAGAGGACCCGAUGAUGAAGAUGCUCCAGCAGAUGAUGUCCGGAGGCGGUAUGCCCGGCGGCGGCCCCGGCAGCGCGAACCCGUUCGCCGGGACGCCGAUGGAGGGACUUAUGGGCGGCUUGGGAGGUCUGGGCGGAGGUAACGGCAUGCCGAAUCCUAUGCAGCAGGCGCAGCAAGCCGCGACGAAUAAGACGGCGAAUUUAUGGCGCAUCUUGCACGCCGUGUUUGCGCUGGGUCUGGGCUUGUAUGUGGCGCUGAGCACGACGUUCACGGGCUCGCUUAUCGAGCGCCAGAAUUCGACUAUUAGCAGCAGCAGCGGCAGCAGCGAUGGCGAUGGCCAGGUGUAUACUGAUGAUAUCGAGCGGACGCGCGCUUACUUCUUCUACGUGUUCACAUCCGUCGAGGCCAUACUACUUACGUCACGGUAUUUCUUGGAUAAGGGACGCGAGCCCCCCAAGGGUUGGAUGUGGACUGUUAGCGGAUUCUUGCCAGGAGGGGUUAAGGCAUACGUCCAGCAUGCGCUGAGGUACGGACAGAUCCUGGGCACCGUGAGGAGCGAUGCGCUGGUUUGUGUUUUCGUGCUGGGGGUUUGUAGUUGGUUACGAUCAUGAGAUUGGUAAUGAAGGGAUAUGUGGUUUUAUGGAUGAUGGUAGAUGUGUAGUAAUAUUAUGACUUCCUACGAAGGGCCUGGUGAUUCGGCGAUGCUGUCUAGAGUGGUAAAUUCUAUAUUAAGGGAUCAAACGAGGCCCCCAAAUCUUCAACCACCACGACACUCAGUAACUUGACUAAUUAGGGAAUAUAUGCAAAUAUAAGCAUCUCUCCAUUAU